This is a messenger RNA of Rangifer tarandus platyrhynchus (Svalbard reindeer), 417 nucleotides long. The record is from the annotation of a GenBank genome assembly. Lineage: Eukaryota; Metazoa; Chordata; Mammalia; Artiodactyla; Cervidae.
AUGAGACUCGGUGGUCCGGGCUCGGGAGAGGUGAGAAACUGCUGCCACGGGAAAAACCAAGCCCCGCCCAGGUUCAUCUCUGCUAGCUGGGAAAAGCAGUGUCUGCUUGAGGAAGAGAACAGCCUUUCAGCCCAGACUACAGCUGCAGAUCACAUGAGGCUGGAGAAAGAGAAAAAUCCUUGUCCCACGGGGAGGAGGAAGAAAACCGUCCUGGAGCCAGGCCAUUGGAGCCUCCUACUGCUGAGAGGGGGCCAGGGCCAUGAGGGGCCCCACCCCUUAGAUGUGUUGCUGCCAGCCGAGCGCUCCUGGCGAGGCUGCUUCCUGGACGGAGACGGCCACCUUCCUGCUCUGGCCCACGUGGCCUUUCCUCGGGGGGCGGGUGGGGAGAGAGUGUACAAGUUCUCCGGUUUCUCAUAA